Messenger RNA from Aureobasidium melanogenum CBS 110374, 1200 nucleotides. RefSeq names its product PLP-dependent transferase. Lineage: Eukaryota; Fungi; Ascomycota; Dothideomycetes; Dothideales; Saccotheciaceae. The record is from RefSeq and is a predicted model, not a curated record. The transcript has 3 exons. Bases 1 to 1200 code for a protein of 399 amino acids.
AUGGCCCAAACAUUCGACGUCACUGCUCUUCGCAAGCACUUUCCAGCUUUGGACAAGAAACAAGUGUAUUUUGAUAAUGCAGGUGGAAGUCAAGUCAUCAAAGAGGUGAUUGAUUCUGUCUCUGAAUAUCUGUCCGGCACGAAUGUACAAUUGGGUGCUUCUUACCCAGUAGCUCAAAAGUCGACCAAUCUCUUCGCAGCAGGAAAGGACUCUGUUGCCAAGUAUAUAAAUGCUACAUCGGAUGAAGUCGUACUCGGCCCCUCAACGACUCAACUUUUCCGCAAUCUUUCUCUAGCACUUUAUGAACAUCUGACACCUGGUUCGGAAAUCAUUCUCUCCAAGCUAGAUCAUGAAGCGAACGUCGCUUCGUGGCUGCAGAUGGCCGAGUGGAGGAACCUGACUGUGAAAUGGUGGGAUGCAACCGACAAGCAAAACCCGAAGCUUGAAUGCUCUGUCCUGAAGACUUUGCUCUCAGACAAGACCAAACUAGUCUGCUGUACACACACAAGCAACAUUCUCGGCACCAUCAGCGAUAUCAAGCAGAUUGCCAAGACCGUCCAUACCGUACCUGGUGCUUUGCUGUGCGUAGAUGCAGUGGCUUAUGCACCACACAGACAAGUCGAUAUGCGAGACCUGGAUGUCGAUUUCUACUGCUUCUCAUGGUACAAGGUUUAUGGUCCACAUAUCGCCAUGCUCUAUGCAAAACAGUCGAGUCAAUCAAAGCUGCAAUCUCUAGGUCAUUAUUUCAAGGGCUCGGCUUCGCUAGAAGACAAACUCGGUCUUGCGGCUGCAAACUACGAACUUACUGCAUCCAUCCCGGCGGUCUGCGAAUACCUAUCGCAGAUUCCUUGGCAAGCAAUCGCGAGUCAUGAAGAAAAGUUGCAGGGUAUUCUGAUUGACUACCUCAACUCGAGAAGCGAUGUCAAGAUCUGGGGUGAGCCUGUCGCAGAUGCUGCAAAGCGUGUCCCUGUAAUCAGCUGGACUGUCGAUGGACGCAGCAGUAAGGACAUUGUUGAAGCUGUCGAGGCAAAGAGUGACUUUGGCUUCCGCUGGGGCGCUUUCUACUCGAACCGCUUGGUCCAAGAAGUCUUGGGGCUGGAUCCUGUAGACGGUGUCGUCAGAGUCAGUCUGGUGCACUAUAAUACUGAGGACGAGAUCAAGCAAUUUGUAAAGGUACUGGAUGAGGCGCUCUCCAGUUAG